Molecule: messenger RNA, 951 nt
Organism: Pteropus alecto (black flying fox)
Lineage: Eukaryota; Metazoa; Chordata; Mammalia; Chiroptera; Pteropodidae
Gene: TTC32
Product: tetratricopeptide repeat domain 32
Exons: 3
Coding region: 117-563 (148 amino acids)
Molecular function (GO): protein binding
Source: RefSeq, a predicted model, not a curated record
CUCGUAAGGCGCAAACGUCCUCCUUUGCUAACGCGGAGGUUUAGCCGUCGGGUUGAUUUCGGGGGUGUGGAAGUGGCUUUGUGGUUCCGCCUCAGCAGUGGCGGCCUCCGACCGCUAUGGAAGGGAAGCAGGGGCAAGAAAGCCAUACAACUCUAGCACUCGCCCAGGCUCACUUCAAGAAGGGUGAAUACGCGGAGGCCGAGGCGUUGUACUCUGCUUACAUUCGCCAGUGCGCCUGUGCGGCCCCCGCAGGAGCGGCUCCCGUGAGCAAAUGCAGCCCUGAGGAUUUGGCUACCGCGUAUAACAGCAGGGGGCAAAUCAAGUACUUCAGGGUUGAUUUUUAUGAAGCCAUGGAUGACUACACAUCUGCCAUAGAAGUUCAACCCAAUUUUGAAGUCCCAUAUUACAACAGAGGGUUGAUACUGUAUAGGCUGGGGUACUUUGAUGAUGCUUUGGAAGAUUUCAAGAAAGUAUUAGACUUAAACCCUGGAUUUCAAGACGCUACUUUGGGCUUAAAACAGACUAUGUUAGACAAAGAAGAAAAACAAAGAAGAAAUUAUUGAAAAAAUUUUUUGAAAAUUUUAACUUAAUUGAAAUGUUACCUCGUGAUCCUUACACCCAGCAUCUCCUUGUCUCUAAAGUAGGUGUUGAACUGUUUUGAUUUUUAUUGAAGAUAAAGACAUUCAUGCAUUAACAUGGAAAGUUAAAUAAUAUAUUUACAUAAUUAAUUUCAGGUGAACUCUUUUAUGUUGAAUAGGCAUGCUUUUUAUAAAGUAUAAAUAAUAACAAUGUAUAAUUGUAUACCAUUACAAUAAAAUAUUUAACGAAGUGUGUGUGGUAUCUUCAGUAAAACAAUUUUUUGCUAUAUUUUAAUUCACAACUUUUUAUUUAAAAAUUUCAUAUCUACAGAAAAGUUGAAGUAUAAUACAAUAAACAAUAUAAACCAGUUAA